Cotesia glomerata is the source of this 1803-nucleotide messenger RNA. RefSeq lists its product as uncharacterized. The record is from RefSeq and is a predicted model, not a curated record. The transcript has 3 exons. Lineage: Eukaryota; Metazoa; Arthropoda; Insecta; Hymenoptera; Braconidae. Bases 138 to 1454 code for a protein of 438 amino acids.
GCAUUUACUUUCAUGGGGGAAGAUACAUGCCUAUAUAACCACGGUGUUCCGCUUAUUGAAUCAAGUAAAGCGAGUUUUCUUACAGCAAGGAAACAAGAGUUUGCGCCCGGUCCCCGAACGGGUGGCAUUCGGAAAUCAUGAAAUUUCGCCCGAGAUGCACAAUUGCACUUGUGGCGCUACUGCUUCAAGUUGCUUUUGUUAGCAGUAAGGCGCUCAAUCAAAAUACUGGGACUUUACAAGGCCCAUGGCAGAUUCAACAAGGAGAUAAUAAGGUGAUCCAAAAGAGAUAUGAUCCAGGAGCUGAUUCGGGACAUGGUGACCAUCACGACCAUCAUGAUCAUGGAUACUGGAAAAAAAAGCUAAUCUGGAAGCCUGGUUGGAAAAAGGUAUGGAAACCAGCUCAAAAACAAAUUCGGAAGCCAGCGUGGAAAAAAAUUUGGAAGCCCGUUUGGGAGCCAACACAACGAGCUGUAUGGAAAGAAAUUCAAGUGCCAGCUUGGAAAAAAAUUUGGAAACCAGUUUGGAAAGAAAUUCAAGUGCCUGCGUGGAAAGAAAUUCAAGUGCCAGCGUGGAAAAAAAUUUGGAAACCUGUGUGGAAGCCAAUUAAGGUGCCUGGUUGGAAAGAAAUUCAAGUUCCAGACUGGAAAAAAGUGUGGAAACCUAUUUGGAAAGAAAUCCAAGUACCUGCAUGGAAAGAAAUUCAAGUUCCAGCAUGGAAAAAAAUUUGGGUUCCUGAGUGGAUUAAGGUUGGAGUUCCCGGAGAGCAUAACGUUGGGACGGAUCAUCACGGAUGGCAGUAUACAAGUCAUGAUCUUUGGAAAAAGAAAUUGAUUUGGAAACCCCUUUGGAAGAAAUAUUGGAAGCCAGCGAAGAAGCAGAUUUGGGUACCAGACAAAAAACUCGAAUGGAAGGAAGAGUGGAAACAAAUAUGGAAACCAGCUAAGAAACAGAUUUGGUUGGAUGAUAAGAAGCUUGUUUGGAAAGAAGAAUGGAAACAAAUUUGGAAACCAGCUAAAAAACAAAUUUGGGUUCCAGACAAGAAACUAGAGUGGGUUGAAGCGUGGAAACAGAUCUGGAAAACAGAGAAAAAACAGGAAUGGAUACCAGAUAAAAAACUAGCUUGGAAAGAAGAUUGGAAACAAAUUUGGGUGCCUGCAUGGAAAGAGAUUUGGGUACCUGAUUGGAAGAAAAUUUGGAAGCCCGUUUGGAUCUCGGAAUGGUUUCCAGCAGAAGAUCAUCAUCAUCAUCCUCCUCAUGAUGGAGGAUGGGAAGAUCGCAAGGAUGGAGGAGAUGAAAAUCAAAACCAACGAUUAGCUAGACAAAGUCCGGUACCACAACAACACGCCCAACAGCUACAAGUACAACAAGGCUCUACUCCACUUGCAUCAAUUACCGCGGAUUUAGUUCCGCCAGUAUCAAACCAACAAUCAACUUGGAAGCUUCCAACCCGUUAAUAGUUAAGAUUUGUUGAGCUUGUGCGGACGAUGUAUUCUUAAUAACAAAUCAACAUUUGUAAUAUACGCCGAUGUACAUAUAACUACUGAAAUUUAAUAAUGAGGAGAGUUGUACAACCAAAAAAUACGAAAUCUUCUUGGUGUACUCUCUUCUGUUAAUAUUAUUAUUAUUAUUAUUAUUAUUAUUAUUAUUAUUAUUAUUAUUAUUAUUAUAUUAAUAUUAUUUUUAGUAUUAAUGCAUUAUUGUUUUUUAUUUGUUUACAAAAAUACGUUUAUUGUUAUCACGAUUGUUAAUUGAUCUAUUUUUUUUUGUUAUGCGAAUAAAUUCGAACAAUAUUUCGUUGAUAAA